Neopelma chrysocephalum (saffron-crested tyrant-manakin) is the source of this 820-nucleotide messenger RNA. Its product is annotated as ubiquitin-like modifier-activating enzyme 1. The coding region runs from base 16 to 672 and encodes 218 amino acids. NCBI's taxonomy places the organism in Eukaryota, Metazoa, Chordata, Aves, Passeriformes, Pipridae. Gene Ontology annotation, molecular function: ubiquitin-like modifier activating enzyme activity. The transcript has 4 exons. The record is from RefSeq and is a predicted model, not a curated record.
GGGUGUGGGUCACACAUGGGUGAGUCAAGGGCUCACACGGGGCCUGUUGGGACUGUGGAGCCCUGGGGGCCUGCAGACCCCUGUGGGGGGAUCAGUGGGGCCGUUGCCCCCCCUCACCCUACGGGCCCCUCCCGCCCCCAGAGCAAACUGAUCGCGGGGAAGAUCAUCCCGGCCAUCGCCACGACGACGGCGGCCGUGGUGGGCCUGGCCUGCCUGGAGCUCUACAAGCUGGUGCAGGGGCACCGCCGGCUCAGCUCCUACAAAAACGCCUUCCUCAACCUGGCACUGCCCUUCGUCGGCUUCUCCGAGCCCCUCGCCUGCCCCCGCAACAAGUACUACGAGGUGGAGUGGACGCUGUGGGACCGGUUCGAGGUGCAGGGGCUGCAGCCCGACGGGCAGGAGAUGACCCUGCGCCAGUUCCUCGCCUACUUCAAGAAGGAGCACCGGCUGGAGAUCACGAUGCUGUCCCAGGGCGUGUCCAUGCUCUACUCCUUCUUCAUGCCGCCGGCGAAGCUGAGCGAGCGCCACGACCAACCGAUGACGGAGAUCGUGACCCGGGUGUCCAAGAAGAAGCUGGGCCGCCACGUCAAGGCGCUGGUGUUCGAGCUCUGCUGCAACGACGAGAAGGACGCCGACGUCGAGGUGCCCUACGUGCGCUACACCAUCCGCUAGGGGGCGCCUCGCCCCGGCCACGCCCCCACAGACCACACCCCCGCACCCCACCCCUCCCCAUAGUCGUUGUUGUGUCGGUCCCGCCCACCGGGGGCGGGGCCUGGGGGCGGGGCGAGGGCCCCGCCCAAUAAACAUAGACGUUGGCAAA